AUGUUAAAUAUUAGACCAUGUUGGAAACAAGCGAUUCAAAACCUGCGUCAUAUACGUUACUAUAAUUCAACACUUGAUCAACUUGUGGAGGAAUGGCAAACGAGGACUAAACAACUGAUCAUUACAACCCACGACAUUAUCACAGGUUCACGUCUAAAUCUACUUGCCAAUACACUGCCCACAGCUCAUGUCGGCUACAGCAGCUCUGAGUGGCCCAAGCACGGCACAGUGCUUCCACCUGGUUGGCAUCAUGUAUACUUUCCACCUCGAACGCAGGAAAAGGACCUUGCCGCGGACGGAUAUGAACGCGAAUUCUUUCCUCCAAAACCGUUUUCUCAACGGAUGUGGGCAGGCGCAUCGUUCCAAUGGGAGACUAAGAAUCCGCUCAAGGUCGGAGAUGAGAUUACUAUGAGAACCUAUCUUGAUCGAGCUGAGGUCAGAGUGGGUCGCCUAGGACAGUCGGCAAUGGUCUGGAUCAAUAAGGAUAUCGACAAUCAGCUUGGAUUUUCCAUGCGAGAACAACGAUGUCUUGUCUAUCAUCCAGAACAACAGAUUCAUGCCAGUCGAGCGGGCAUCACCACCAACAAGAAACCUGACUUUGCCAUGUCGAUCAUGCCUACAUCGAUCCUCUUGUUUCGAUACUCAGCAUUGACAUUCAACUCACAUAAAAUCCACUUUGAUCAUGAAUAUGCUACAUCCGUAGAAAAGCAUCCAGCAUGCCUCGUACAUGGUCCUCUCAGUGGCACACUUUUGCUAGAUCUACUUCGACAACAAACAACCAAAGAACUACAGUCAUUUGAAUAUAAAUGUUUAGCGCCUUUAUAUGUUAAUAGGGAAAUGCAGUUAUGUGGAAGAAAAGUGUCGAAUCGGUAUGAACUUUGGAUAAUGAAUGAUGCAGGAUACAUGGCUGUAAAGGGUUCAGCAACGUUAGUGUGA
Messenger RNA from Rhizopus microsporus ATCC 52813, 936 nucleotides. RefSeq lists its product as uncharacterized. Bases 1 to 936 code for a protein of 311 amino acids. The transcript has 3 exons. Gene Ontology annotation, cellular component: mitochondrion. NCBI's taxonomy places the organism in Eukaryota, Fungi, Mucoromycota, Mucoromycetes, Mucorales, Rhizopodaceae. The record is from RefSeq and is a predicted model, not a curated record. Gene Ontology annotation, molecular function: (3R)-hydroxyacyl-[acyl-carrier-protein] dehydratase activity.